This is a messenger RNA of Mytilus trossulus (common blue mussel), 393 nucleotides long. Its product is annotated as cortactin-binding protein 2-like. The coding region runs from base 1 to 393 and encodes 130 amino acids. The transcript is spliced from 3 exons. Gene Ontology annotation, molecular function: protein binding. NCBI's taxonomy places the organism in Eukaryota, Metazoa, Mollusca, Bivalvia, Mytilida, Mytilidae. The record is from RefSeq and is a predicted model, not a curated record.
AUGGCUGUACAAAACGAAAAAUGCAGUUCCCCUUUAUAUACGGCAUCUGAAAGAGGACAUUCAGCUGUAGCUAAAUAUUCAUUGGAGAGCAAUGCUGAUAUAUCUCAAUGUAACAAAUAUAAAAUAUCACCAUUGUGUGUUGCCUGUAAAGAAGGACAUAAAGAUAUAGUAAAACUGUUACUUGAGAACAAUGUGAUGUGUGGGAACAAUGCUGAUGUCAAUAAGUGUGAGGAUGAGUAUGGAAAAUCACCAUUGUAUGUGGCCUGUAAAAGAGGACAUAAAGAUAUAGUAGAACUGUUACUGCAGAACAAUGCUGAUGGCUCUCAGUGUGAUAAGGAUGGAUGGUCACUAUCACAUGCGGCCUGUAAAGAAGGACAUACAUAUACAAUAUAA